Messenger RNA from Orbicella faveolata, 5403 nucleotides. RefSeq lists its product as uncharacterized. Gene Ontology annotation, biological process: regulation of transcription by RNA polymerase II. Lineage: Eukaryota; Metazoa; Cnidaria; Anthozoa; Scleractinia; Merulinidae. Gene Ontology annotation, molecular function: DNA-binding transcription factor activity, RNA polymerase II-specific; protein dimerization activity; RNA polymerase II cis-regulatory region sequence-specific DNA binding. The record is from RefSeq and is a predicted model, not a curated record. Gene Ontology annotation, cellular component: nucleus.
UUGAGAAUAUCCAUGUAUGGAUUUGGUGGCACAAUGGUGGACGGUGAAGAUUUGAUUAAGUUAGACUGUCUUGUUACCAAGAUUUAGCGACGAAAAUCUCCGAAAUGCGACGAAAUAUAGCUGCAGUAUGAGUUUGAAUUCUAGAUUUGCUUCUGCUAGUCAGCUUGGACAAAGAAAUUUGCCAUAUACAGCUGACAGUUAUCGUAACUCAAGUCGUGAAAAUGCACAUGAGAGGCAGGCUUCUUCAUCGGCCUCGAUCACUCUGGAUGAGAACUUGUCUAGGUUAUUCGAGUGUAUGAGACUGGAAUAUGGCACUGGAGGUUUUCUGAUUUCUCCAAAGUGGAAGAAUUUCCGAAGUCAGAAGUUACAGUUUGCUGAAAAGACACGGUUGAACAAUGCAAUUUGGAGGUGCUGGCAUAUCCAAUAUUCCAAAGGGAAACGCCCGUUGUUUUGUCAGUUUGUACCUCCCCUUUCUGAGGAAAAGGAACCUUUUAAGAAGAAACCAUUGACUGUCAUACUUGAAGGACGUUACUGGCGAAGAAAGUUGGAAGCUGUUGCAAGAGAGUACAAGAAGCUAAGAAUUUACUACAAAAAGGUUGGUGUUACUGUCAUACUUGAAGGACGUUACUGGCGAAGAAAGUUGGAAGCUGUUGCAAGAGAGUACAAGAAGCUAAGAAUUUACUACAAAAAGUGGUCAAAAACUCCUAAUGCCAGCCCACUUCAGCAUUUGAGCCUCAGGGCUCAGCAGAUUGAUCAAGAGAUUGCUUUUCAGCUGGAAGAAAAAGAAAGAAGGAGAAAAAGAACUAUAAGCUCAGGGAGUGGUGAAGAUGUUCUACCCAUUAGCCCUCCUACUUCUUGUGGUGAUCCACAAGUUGACCAGAUGUUUAAUGUUAUGGACACAGCUUUCAAUCAUGACGUGGCAUUGUCUUCUUUGCCCGACACAUUGUUUACCUCUCGAUCAACAAUGUUUGGAGGGGCUUACAUCCCACGAGAAGUCCUGGAACAACAGGCUUUAUCAAAACGACCUACAGAUGCACCAGAUGUAUUUCAAGUACCCACACUUGAUAGUUUACAGCCCAAUUUAGAUGAAUUUAUGGAGCAUUUUGAAUCACUUACCGGCAUGCUUGUUGCAAAGGAAGCACAAAAUGCAGAGAACCAGCAACAUUUUGUCCAACAAGGUGACUACCAAUGCCAAGCUGUUGGCACAGCACCAAACAAUUCCACUAUGUUUGUGAACCAAGGGGUCCCAUAUGAAACAAAUGUUUCAGGACAUGAUGAAGUCAUGGACCAUUCAGGAGCCUAUGACUGUGUUGCCCAGCAAAUGUUUUCAGCAGGCACAAACAACAAUGCUCAGAUAACUCAGCAGGGUAUGCAGCCUACAGGACAAGUUCUUAUGGAAAUCUCCAGUGCAAAUCCAGCUGUUGGUUAUUCCUUUGAUUAUGGUAACGUCUUACAGGGAGAAAGCUUCACUGCACAACUAGAACAAACUGUGCCUGCGCAGUCACCAGGUUUAAAUCCAACAAACAAGCAGCACCAUGCAACAUCUCCAGUACAAGGCGCUGUCCUGUCAUCCCCUGUUGAACAGCCUCAGUUGCCACCAUAUUCACCACCACCACAACAAUACUUGCAGAGUCCACUUGAGGAAAUUCAGGCUCAGCAACUUGCGUCAUCUGGUGUUAGUAAUGUUGAUGUUUUAAGUCCUUCCAACCAGUUUGUGGGUAACGUUGAUCCCUUUAACUCAUCAAGGCAGAUUGACACUUCAAAUCAGCCAAGAAAAGGAAGACUCCCAAGAAAUGUGUCAGACUCUAUGCUGUACACAAUGGACUUGUCACAACUUGGAACAUCAUUUCAGACAAACCUCUUUCCUUCAAUGGAAAGUAAUCUGCCUCCACAACUGGAAGCCCCGAAUCUGGUGGCACAUUUGCAGUCCAUACAGCCCCGCACAAGGGUAACAUCAACACCAUCAGCAGCUACCCAAGCAAAACGGGCACGGCUGCCCAGAAACAUGUCUGACUCUAAACUGAGCAGUUUAGCUAGCAUGUCAAGAAGCCCCACAUCACCCCCGUCUUUGCCAACUGUGCAGUCUGCAGAUGUCAGUAACCAGCCAACAUUAAGUUCAACUCAACAACCUGGAAGGCGAAAACCAGGGAGAUUUCCACGGGUCAUGUCUGACACAUCUCUUAUUAGUAUGGGACAACAACGGCAACAGGUGGCCUCACCACCAGCAGUUACCAGUACACUGACCGCUCAGCGUAGACGGAAAAUGUCUGAUCCACAACACCUUGUUAGUGCUGGAGUGGCUGCCAUGCCAUCUCACACAGCAACCUUCACCAGUACCACAGAAACACAGUUGUACAACACCAAUAGCAGUUUGUCAUCUUUAUCAAACACACAGUUCUUGGAGCAGUUGCUAUCAGUGCCUGUGUCCUCUUCAGGUGGGGUAUCCACUACAUCUCAAGCUGCUGAAUCCUUCCAGUCUGCAAACAGCUCCGUCAUAGGCCAGCUUCUCACUCAGCAGUCCACACCAUCUACUGCUACAGUGCAAAUGCCUGCAAGAGAUUCAAGCAGUUUAGGUGGUACACAAGACCCUGCUUUGCUCAAUCAACUUUACCAGUUGAAACAAGUGUUACAGAAACAACCUGUUCCAACAGAGCUUGUCAAUGCAUUAAAUUCCUUGACUAACACUGGAGCAACCCAAGCAACGCAACACAAACAAGACCAGAUACAGGCCAUCCAACAGAAAUCUGCAUCUGCUCGGCCAUCACUUCAAAUGAAGCCCCAAAAUCAAAAUGCUAUCACUCAGGCUCUUCAGUCCUUGUUACGUGCACCACCUAACAUUGCUAUUCAGCCAUCAACAUCAAAUAAACAGACUACCCAAGCGAGUAGUUUCUCAUCGCAGUCAUCACUUCAAGCACCAAUUGUCACAUCUCACAACAUACCAGCCCCCACAGUCACCAUUAAGCACCAACCCCAAAGCAAGCCUUCUGGUCCAACUGUCGGUCAAAAUGUUAUGCCGUCAGCACCUGUAAUACUUACAUCUCAGAGUGGUAUCCAGAGUACUGGAAUGUCUGUCCAGAACACACACACAGACCAAAUGAAUAAUGUGCCUGAAGUGGGGAGCACUCCCAUGCAGCCGGUGGUGAAUAUUGGACCUUCGCCUGUCCAAGGUCGUAUUAUUUUGCCUGCAAAUGUAAACCUUAGCACAUUGUCACUGGCUCAACUUGGUUUUUCACCAGUGGCACUUCAGUCGGUUACUGUUAGCAUGCCAUCAAGUGUAGCAAACAGUUCCUCAUCUUUGUCAACAGUAGCCACAAUGAGUGUAGGCACCAAAAGUUCAGUUGCUGUAACAUCAACUACUGGUUUGGUUACUGAAUCGCAGGAUACUGGAGGAAUGCGACCAGCACAAACACUACCUACUCCAGCUAAACAGACCAGACCAGUAACCGCAGAGCAGCGAGAACAGUACAAGGAGCACAGAAGAAUCUCGCACAUCACAGCAGAGCAAAAGAGACGUGGGAACAUCAAAAUGGGCUUUGAUCAGUUAAUGUCACUUGUUCCGUCACUUGCUAAUCAAAGAAACUCCAAAGUCAGCAAAGCCACAGUCCUGCAGAAAACCGUUGAAUAUACCACUAAGCUACAGCGGGAGAGACAUACCAUGCAGGAGGAAGCUGAAAUGCUUAGAAAACAGAUUCAAGAGCUCAAUGCUUCCAUCAGUAUGUGUCAACAGCAGCUUCCAGCAACAGGUGUACCAGUUGCUAGACAGCGUGUUGACCAGAUGUGGACCAUGUUUAAUCAGUACGUCAAGACUCGGACACAAGACAACUUCAAGUUCUGGAUCUUCAGCGUGUUGAUGCGUCAGUUGUUUGAGGAGUACAAUAACAUGGUAUCGACAGCCAGUGUAGAGGACUUCUGUAGAACGGUACUAGCCUGGCUUGAGCAGCACUGUUCAUUACCGGCACUCAGACCUGCGGCUUUAUCAUCGUUACGUGACCUAAGUAAAGCCACAUCAAUCUUGUCCGACCCAUCUAAAGUUCCUGAGCAAGCUCUUAGAGCUGCUGCCUCUAGAGACCCAACAGACCUCGCCGCCAUGAUGGCUCCUGCAGGUGCCAAUGGUGGGCCCGGAAAUACAGGGGCUCAGGGUGGUGGCUUCAGUUAAAGAGGUGUGCGCAACGAGUGCUUGGCAAGGAUAUUCCCUUGUAAUCAGUAAAUGGAAAUGGAAAUGUAAAGCUGAGCAGAGGACACUGUCGCGUCCUGUUCUUCCUUUAACUUAUCGAGGCGACAGUUUGGACGAUCCUUCUGUUAUAGCGUGGUAUUCAAGAGGGAGCCUACAGAUAAUCUGUUCUAAGUUAGCAGCGAGUCAACGCAUUGUACAGCAUCACUGAGGAAUGGGUCAGUUGCUAUUCUUUGCGUUGAGAAAUUGUAAACUGUAAACUGGCUCAAAUUGGCUUAUCCGUAAAAAGGACCCAUCGGCCAGAAGUUAACGGUACCAUCCUUCAGGGUUCGUACAGAGUCUGGAAUUCUUGAAAUAGAAUGGAAAAGAGUCUAUAAAUUUCUACUAAGCUGCAGCAAUUACUUAACUUGGCCUUAGCCAAAAUGUUCAAUAACAGAAUCUUCAGAAUUCUCUCCUUUGCAGCGCAGUUACUGUGCGGUUACAGUUUAUCAUGGUUACUUGUUGGGAAAUGUGCUUGUUUUUGAAUCUGGAAAAAAAGAAAAUGUUGGUUUGGAAAAAUUAUAAGAAUAGCUUUCAGUUGGGCAUAAAAAAUGUGUACGAACCCUGAAUCCCUUAUUUAUAUUCCUACCUUAGCGCAUGCUCAAUGUAGGACGUGAUGUGACAUUGAGAUAUGAGCUCCUUACGCAGUAAGGAUGCGCAGAAACAGUUCGCGGGAAUGUCUAUAAAAUGACGAUAGUUAACAUGAUGCUGGAACUCAGUGUGUUAUACUCGUGUGCUGAAACGAGAACUUGCAUCACUUUCUUCUGAAACACAAACGAACAAACAAACAAAUAUAAGUUAUACGAACAUUGCAUCAAAUAAGCAAGCACUAUGUGUGUUAGGAAUUAUUGAUAUAUACCUGGUUACGUGUAAGCAGAUUGGUGCUCGCUUUAUAUGUAGUGUUGUGAAUUUUGUAACAUUGGGGUCGACUGUAACAGGACUAGGCCCGCGUUUAACAUGAUUUUUAAUCUAAAGGCAAAAUUUAAAUACAAUAAAAAAAUAAAUUUUUUGAUUAAAGAAGGACAUAAUUGGCUCUCACAGUCAUUAGUUACGAGGAAUAUCCGAGAGGAGAGAAAAAAAUCAUCUUUGUUGUCUUUCAUAAAAGAUCGGGUUCUCUUGGAGUUUAGAAUUGCAGAUUAGGUGUAAUAAUUCGCAUAUAUUAUUCAAGACAAACAAGAUUACACUAUAUCCGU